Molecule: messenger RNA, 306 nt
Organism: Desarmillaria tabescens
Lineage: Eukaryota; Fungi; Basidiomycota; Agaricomycetes; Agaricales; Physalacriaceae
Exons: 3
Coding region: 1-306 (101 amino acids)
Source: RefSeq, a predicted model, not a curated record
AUGGAUGCGACGUCAAACGAUCCGUCAAAGUUGGCAUUCUUUGCUAGAUUCUACAAGUCGAUCCAGUCGGCUGGGGCGGCUGGGAUAUGGCGUGCGGACGCUGUCAAGAUUCCGUACACAAAUAUGUUCAUUUCGGAAUCGGCUUUCCUUCUCGGAGGUCUGGUGUUUGCGUUGCCUAUGGUUGUCAUACGUAUCAAGGAUCAUACCGAUCUAGACAACAAGACCGUCACUCGGAUGGAUGAUAAAGGAUAUAUACGUCCGAAUGAGAAUGUCGCUGCGGAGAUGAAAGCUCUGGGGUCUUCAUGA